CCGGUCAACUGUGAGGGCAAAGAGGUCUACUCGAAAAACUCUGCACUCUAUCAUCCCAUCCCCCUCUCUCUCUCUCUCCUCCAAAGCCCUAGAUUUCCUCCACCGUCUUCCUCUCACUUCUGGUUGUCUCUGCGCUGUUCUUCUCGGACGCAAAAUGGUUUUUCAGUGCCCACGGCAGGGGCAACCUUGGAGAAGGAGACCUCAGAAAGAUCAGUUAGCAAAUGCAGCUUCAGGUAUGGCAGUGCAUGACGAUUGCAAGUUGAGGUUCUUAGAUUUGAAGGCAAAGAGGACCUACCGUUUCAUAGUGUUUAAAAUUGAGGAGAAGCAAAAGCAAGUAAUUGUUGAGAAACUUGGAGAACCUACUGAUAGCUAUGAAGAUUUCAGUGCCAGCCUUCCUGCGGAUGAGUGUAGAUAUGCUGUGUAUGACUUUGAUUAUGUGACUGAAGAGAAUUGUCAAAAGAGCAGGAUUAUAUUCAUUGCCUGGUCCCCUGACACUUCUAAAGUAAGAAACAAGAUGAUUUAUGCAAGCUCCAAAGACAGGUUCAAGAGAGAGUUGGAUGGUAUCCAGGUUGAGUUGCAGGCUACUGAUCCAACAGAGAUGGGCCUUGAUGUUAUUAGGAGCCGCUCCACUUAAAUUUAAAUUUUUAUGUGCAAUGCAGGUUCUUAACACCAUUUGCGUCCUAUACAUGUCAUAUUUACAUCUUCCGGGACCUAGGACUUGCAGUUACUUAAUCUAUUGGCUUGUCAUGUGAUAUUUAUCAAAGAAAUCUUAAUCUUAAGCAUUGGAUGAUGCUCCAGAUCCUCAUAUGCGAUUGUAAUGAUGACAUUUUUUGUUUGGGAUUGCAACACGUACAAUUUUUAUGAGGUUUGUGGCGUGUAUAGACUCCACUUGCUUGCCAAUUGUUUCU
Messenger RNA from Rhodamnia argentea, 908 nucleotides. RefSeq names its product actin-depolymerizing factor 2-like. NCBI's taxonomy places the organism in Eukaryota, Viridiplantae, Streptophyta, Magnoliopsida, Myrtales, Myrtaceae. The coding region runs from base 155 to 634 and encodes 159 amino acids. Gene Ontology annotation, molecular function: actin filament binding. Gene Ontology annotation, biological process: actin filament depolymerization. The transcript has 4 exons. Gene Ontology annotation, cellular component: cytoplasm; actin cytoskeleton. The record is from RefSeq and is a predicted model, not a curated record.